GAGGAGGAGGAAAAGUAGGAGGAGGGGAAGGGAGAAAAGGAGGAGGAGGAAGGAUAGACGUACUCGGAGACGAAAGGAGGACGAAGGAAGGAAUGGGAAGUGGCAUAACGAAUAAAGAGGGAGACGGGCAGGUGUUCAAACCGUGCUGUUCACACACCCAAGAGCCCAUUUGGAGGAGGAGGUCGGAGGACGGAGCGAUACUGGAGGAGGAGAAAAAAGAUGGCGGUGGAGCGAAACGCGAGCAUAGAUUUUCUCAAGUCCAGUUUGUCAUAACUCCUCCAGUCCGGGACCGAGCGCGCGUGGGCAUCCGCAGUUCGCUCCCGUUCUCGACUGCCGGUAUGGCCGCGGGAGCCUGUUCGUCGGGCCUGUCCUCCGGCUCUUCGGACACGCAGAGCCAGUCGAGCGGCGGAGACCACAAGAGCGACACCCCGACUCCUGAAGGCACAAGGAAGAACGGCGAGGGGUCUUCCUCGUCAUCGUCUUCGUCAGCGUCCUCGUCGACCUCCGGCGUGGCCUCGGGCGUGAGUGUGCGCUGCGGGAAGGGCCACGAGCUGCCUGUGACUGCUGGAGCAAGGGAAUCCGCUGCCCUUCGUCAGGAGGUGGAGACGCUGCGUGCAGAGAUCACGAAGGCGCGACAGACCAUCUUGCACAUGCAGGAGCGAGAGAAGAAGCUCAAGGAGAGACUGGGCGAGAGGGCGUCCCGUGGGCUGGAGCGCAGCGGGGGCGGAGGUGGGCGUGUGGAGAACCUAAGCCUGGGGGAACGACGCCCAUCCGCCCUCGUCCGUCGCUAUGGCAACCUCUACGCCCAGGCCAGGGUGGAUACGCUCGACGCUCUGGAUACCCUUCCGGAUCUCAAGAACGCGGAGGAACUCAAGUCGAAGCUGCUGUUCAGCGUCGUUGUGCUGGCCUUCCGCUCAGCCUCGGCCUCUGCAGCAUCCCUACGAGAGGAAGUCAGGCGUGUGAUGCAAGUCCCGCCCCCGCCGCCCACGGGAGACAUUCACAGCCAAGACCUCUACGCCCACGACCCCCACACCCACGCUCUCGAAGUGGGCGUGUCGGCGUUCCUGACUGCCAACAUCGAUAAGCACGACCUGACGAAGAAUGUGGAUGAGGUGUGCCAGCAGAUCUGGGCGACGCUGUACGACUACCCGGCCCUGAAGUCGUGCGAGGGCCUCCUGCAGUACAUCAAGGACUGCGUGCGCCUGGCGUGGGGCCUCAGCAACCAGACGCCGGCCUUCGUGAUCGACUACGAGACGCGUGUCUUCAGGAAGGAAUACCACGUCCGCUUCCACACCGCCGACCCCGAGAGCGACGCCAUCAAGACCUACCUGUGGCCGGCGCUGCUGGAGGGCCCCGGGGGAACGUGCGUGCAGAAGGGCGUCGUCAUCACCUAAGGGUUGAAUGUCGGAGGAAGGGGGGCGCCUCGCGUGCGUCGAGGCGUCACUGGGACCAAUCGUUGGGCGGAGGGGUCGAGAACUAGGGUCCCCCCCCUUUCCCUCUACCCCCUCAUCACCCUGGACUGCGUACUGUACAUACAUUUCGCUGUACAUAAUAAUUGUACAUUACUCUACGUACAACGGACAGCAGAAGCUCCACAAAGAAAGUAGUGGGGACCUUUGUAUACUACGAAGAAAUAAUGUACCCAAUUUCUCUAUAUAUGUAUAUCUUUACCGAAUGUGUAUUAUACUAACUUGUAAUUAAGUUAAUUAGGGAAGUGGAUAUUGCUGUUUAGGCUCAUUAUGAAAUCUUAAUUGAAGUUUAUUGUUUGUUUGUUUAAAGGAGAGAGUACAGUUGGACUUUGAUGUAUAAAUGAAGAAAUAAUGACGAUGUGUUUGGAUUAUUAACUGUACUCUUAGUUAACGAAGUAUUCUUUAUAGUAUAGUUGUGUAUAUUGGAAAGGUGUUCGUGUGUAGUGACUUUGUCAAUUUAUGAAAUCAAAAAAAGGUAGGAAAAGCAAGUUUGAAACGAGUUGUGUUUCACUCAAGCUUGAUGUUUUUAGAUUUUUUUUUUAAUUGCAAUAUUCAUUCAACCUUCGUGUUUGUUCUUAUGCAAAAAUAUUCUUUUUUUUCCAUCAAAUUUCCUUUUUAUUUAAGAUUGUCUUUACUUAUGAGGUGUUUGAAGGUCUCUUUUACUAUACAUAUCUGUUAAUAGGUGUUUUUUAGUGUAUUCCGAGUCGAAUAUACGAAAUAGAAGCGCCAUAUCUGUUUUUUUCAUUUUAUUAUUAUUAUUUUAUUACGAGUAACGUCGAUUUGAAAAAGGGACGAAAAAAAAAAAAAAUCAAAUUUUCUGAUUAUGACCUACAAUGAAUUUCCUUAUUUAUAUAAUUUAAUCUUAGUUCUUAAUCUAUUCUUUCUUUUGUGUUCUCUUGUCUCAUAUUUAUUCGUUCUUGUUAUUAUUUAUCAGUACACUCCCAUAGCUUUAAUGUGCGGAAAUAUUCUUAAUAAUUUAGAAUAGUAUUUUUUUUCCCCCCCCAAGUAAUUUAAUUUUUUCCCCUCUCAGGCCUUUCCUUGGUGAUAGUUCUUGCCUGUCUAGAAAUAUAAAAAAAAUUGUGAAGAUAUUAUGUUAGGAUUAUAUAUGUGCGAGUGCGGGUGUAUAUACACAUAUAUAUAUGUGUAUAUAUAUGUAUACACACAUACAUGUAUGUAUGUGUACAUGUAUAUACAUAUAAUGUAUAUAGGUUUGCAUGUAUGAGGGUGUGCGUGUGUAUAUAUGUAAGCUUAAAAAAAAAAAAUUAUGUCAUCUGUCAGCAAACCAGAGAUAUUACAGAACUUUUUUUUCCAAAUAUAGUUCUGGCUUCUAUCCCGAAUAUGUAUUUUCGGUGUGUGUGGGGGAGGGGGGGGGCGAUGUUGACUGAAAUCAAACACACCCCUCCUCCUCCCCCUGUCCCUCUCCCUCCCCCCCUCCCCCCUCUGGCUAGUAUUACGACGCGUGCCAUCUACUUCGGUAGAAUUUUUCUUAAAUGUAAAUGGAAAUAUAUAAUAAAGGUUUAAUAACACUUGGAAAAA
Penaeus monodon (black tiger shrimp) is the source of this 3005-nucleotide messenger RNA. RefSeq lists its product as uncharacterized. Lineage: Eukaryota; Metazoa; Arthropoda; Malacostraca; Decapoda; Penaeidae. Gene Ontology annotation, cellular component: mitochondrial outer membrane. The record is from RefSeq and is a predicted model, not a curated record. The coding region runs from base 93 to 1394 and encodes 433 amino acids. Gene Ontology annotation, biological process: mitochondrial protein catabolic process; mitophagy by internal vacuole formation. The transcript is spliced from 8 exons.